This is a messenger RNA of Sebastes umbrosus (honeycomb rockfish), 3677 nucleotides long. RefSeq lists its product as uncharacterized. The transcript has 11 exons. Bases 681 to 3431 code for a protein of 916 amino acids. Gene Ontology annotation, cellular component: Golgi apparatus; cytosol. Gene Ontology annotation, biological process: protein localization to organelle; microtubule anchoring at microtubule organizing center; regulation of microtubule cytoskeleton organization. NCBI's taxonomy places the organism in Eukaryota, Metazoa, Chordata, Actinopteri, Perciformes, Sebastidae. Gene Ontology annotation, molecular function: dynein complex binding; cytoskeletal adaptor activity; dynactin binding. The record is from RefSeq and is a predicted model, not a curated record.
UUAUUAAUUAUUAUUUUUUAUUUUAUUGUUCUUUUAUUUUAUUAUAUUUAUUUUUCCUGCCAAUCUCCUGCUCCACACUCCAGUAGUCCAGUAGAUGGCAGUAAUGCACCUAUAAGCUGGUUUUCCAACCUCCAAUAAAACACCAAAGAAGAAGAAGAAGUUUCUUCACUAAUCUUUUCAAUAUAUUCCUCUCAUUAUUUCGUGUUUGUUGUUAACCUAAAAAUGGUUGUAUUUAUUGCAUUAAUGUUUAAUAGACAGCAAAGGCUCUUCCCACCCAAAUACUGAAAAUAAAGACCAUUUCAUUUUGUGUGUAAUUGCAUUGCGCCGUUGCCUAGCUGGAGAGCUAGAGGGGGUGAUUGUGCUUCACGUUGUUCGGCGCGCUUUUGCCACCAGACUUCUCUCAGUGAAACCAGAGACCCGGCUGGGAGGAAGAGAGGAAGAGGAAGAGAAGAGGCUGCUCCGUAACCUAGCUGGGCUGGUUACCCCUGGAUACUAUCGCGACUAGCAACCGUUGCCGCGGACACAGUUGCCGGAGGACGUACACAGUGGAAGGUUCGCUUGCUAGUGGCGAGCUCCAUCUUUGACGACAGCACCAGAGGAGUGGAGUAAUGAGAGUGGGGGAGUGAAGGAGGCAGGUGUCCCAGUAGACCAUUGGCAGACAAGUGGGAGGCCAAGCAAGAAUGCUGGAGGCGGAUGCAGACCCAGCAGGUGCAGCAGUAGAGAGAGAAGGGGAGGCCGAGAUGGGGAGCGGAGACUUGAAGACUGAGGUGGUGCGGCUGUCUCUGGAGCUCCAGGAGGCCACAGAGGAGAAGCUACAGGCAGCCCGCUAUGGCCUGGUGGUGCUGGAGGAAAGUGCAGCUCUCAAGAUGAAACACAGGCAGCUGGAAGAGGAGCAUGAAGCCCUCAGAGGGGAGCUACAGCAGCUAAAAGAGGCAUUUGCAGAUUCUGUGAGCAGCCAGAAGCGUGCAGCUGCUGAUGGAGAGUGCCGGGAGGAGAACCUGAUACAGGAGACUGCCAGUAAGGAGGCUGCCAUGGCAACCCGCAUUGAGGAAGUCCAGGCAGAGCUCAAGCAAGCACGCCUUGCUCUGAGCAAUGCCCAUGCAGAGAUCGAUAGACUGGGGUCGGUCUCCAACCAGCUGAAGAAGGACUGUGAGUGUCUGGAUGCCGAAAAGGGCCAUCAGAGGGACGAGAUGAAGGAAUACAAAGUACGUGAGGUGCGGCAGUUGCAGGACAAUGCCGAGCUAGAAGAAGAGAACAUAUCUCUGCAAAAGCAGGUGUCUGUGCUCAAGGAAAACCAGGUUGAGUUCGAAUCGAUAAAGCUGGAGCUGACCCACAAGAACGAGGAGCAGGAGGAUGUGCGAGCUCAGAUGGACGAGGCAGAGAGGCUCAGGGAGAUAGCAGAGAAGCAGCUGGAUGAGGCCCUGGAAGCCCUGAAGGAGGAGAGGGAGCAGAAGAACUGCCUGCGGCGAGAGCUCUCCGCCCUGACCCUUAACCCCUUUGAUUCUGUGGCAAACCUGGAGCUCCACUUGGAUCAGCUGGAUGACAGCCAGGAAGAGGGCCAGGGGGGAGAGGGAGAAGGCGAGGGAGAGGAUCAGGACAGCGGCAUUAAUAAUGGUCCUGGAUCUGCUCCCGGUUCUGCUCGCCCUCCUCACUUGGGGGGCUCCAAAAGUAACGGCCUCAUCCAUCGCUACUCCACUCCACGCAGCAGUGACAUGUUCCUGCGCGCUCCAGCCUCUGGGCUGGUGUCGGACCUGCUGAGUGAGCUGCACUUUUCAGACAGCCAGAAACUAAAACAGCAACUCCUACAGGCAGAACGAGAGAAGUCCAGUCUGGUUAGCAAGGUGGAGGAACUGCAGAUGCAGCUGGUGAUGUCCAAACAGGCCUUCAGUCAGCAACAGGACAAGGUUGGAUCUCUCACCCAACAGCUAGAAGCCGUGCAAGGCAGCCUGCAGCAAAACCAGGAGGCAGACGACAGGGGAGAUGAGACGAGGAAUGGAGACGGUGGCAGUGCAGUCUUUGACUAUGAGGUGGACACCAAGAGCAAGGAGGUGCUGGAGGCACGCAUGCGUUCAGCCAGCGAAGAGCUUCUGAAGCUGCGAGAUGAACUGUCCCAGGCAGGAGCUCGUUAUAACACCCUGGAGCACAGAUACAAGCAGGAGAAGGAUCGGUGGAGGGCAGAGGCCCAGGAGUUGGCUGACAAGAUCCGCCAAUGCAUCAAGUCCAGCAAGCAGGACCAGGAGCGCAUCAGCGAGCUGGAGAAAGAGAUCGGAGCCACGCGGAAAGUGGCCAUAGAUUCAGAAGGGCACUUGAGCGUCGCUCAGGAAGAGCUGCUGGCUUUCUCUGAGGAGCUGUCCAACCUCUAUCACCACAUCUGCGUAUGCAACAACCUGACACCCAAACGAGUCACCCUGGACUAUUACCGCGAUGGCGCCAGGGCAAGCAUCGGAGGAGGUAGUGCACGAAGAUCCCACUACGUCUACCCGCAGCACAACUCCCAGAAGAAGCCGCGGGCCAAUGACAUGUUCAGCUCCAAAGCUUCAGCGUUGCAGUUUAUGGGGGAGGUGGACAGUGCAGGAGCCAGCGGAGACUCUCCUACUAGCCCGGGAUCCCCCACCCUGGAUUUCAGGGACCCUUCAAACGUCCGCAACUUGGUAGCAGUCAUCCGUUGCCAGAUCAAACACCUCCGGGUGGCGGUGGACCUGUGUCGUCAGAGGGGCGCGAUGCCUUACUCAGGGUUCAGCAGCAGCGGGGAGUCAGAGCGGGAUGCUGAAAACCUCAUGGAAGAAGUACUAAAACUCAAGUCCCUUCUCAGCACCAAGAGAGAGCAGAUUGCUACCCUCAGGACUGUCCUCAAGGCUAACAAACAGGUCCUAACCAAAGAGAGGAGUUCUUCACUAUUAUCCACACAUAAUCUUGACACUGCAGAGUUGGCCCUGUCCAAUUUGAAAACCAAGUACGAGACGGAGAAGAGCAUGGUGUCAGAAACCAUGACGAAACUGCGGAACGAGCUCAAAGCCUUGAAGGAGGACGCCGCCACCUUCUCUUCACUGCGAGUCAUGUUUGCCAGUCGGUGUGACCAGUAUGUCACCCAGUUGGAUGAGAUGCAGAGGCAGCUGGCAGCGGCCGAGGACGAGAAGAAGACACUGAAUUCUCUGCUGCGUAUGGCCAUACAGCAGAAGCUGGCUCUCACUCAGCGUCUGGAGGACCUGGAGGUCCCACUGUCUCCCCACAGCUUGAACAGCAGCCCCCGCCGCUCCCGGGCGAAAGAGCUCGCCGUCAAGUCAGGCCGGGCUCCACGGAGCCCCCGAAGCAGCCCUGCGCGCCCCCCGCUGAGAAGCAGUCCACGGGCCAGCCCCGUCCUCGGCGUUUCCGCGAUGGCUACGCACCACCUGCGAGGUUUAACCCGAAGUCUCCACACAAGCCCCCGCUGAAACACUCCUUCCAUUACUCCAAACCCCCUCUUCUCCAUAAGGACCUGUCUUCAUGUUGACUCCCGGCUCCCUCCUCCUCCUAUCCUGACUCGAGACAUCCUCUCCAUCCCAGAUAUGACGCAACAUUCCCCCGUCUACCCACACGCACCAUGGAGUUAAAAAAAAGUUGAGAAAAAAGAAAAAAAAAAGAGUCUCUCAUCCCACCCUCUUGGUUUUCUCUGCUCGGAGUAGAGAAACCUGCAUGCA